AUGAACACCAGCUUGCCUCCAUUGUCAUUAUCAAUUCUCGGUGUUGAGCCUCUCGAUGAAUUUAUUCGGGAGAUCGCUGAUUUUGUGCACCAUAUGAUCGUGACGAGACCCAUUCACCCAGAUGCAAAAGUUGAGGUAGAAGCAAAACUUGGUAUCCUGAAGGACCGCACCAGUGGGCAGCGCAUGGUGCUACCAGUCCUAGUGGAGACAAUCUUAAUCCCAAACGAAGUCGACGUUCGCUUCGAAUCCAACAUGUCUCUUAGCCAGCACAGGCACUUCAAUAACAUGCUCAACGACCUGAAACGAAUAUCAUCUCAACCGUCUCAUCCAACGUCUCCCCUGGAGUAUACCCAUCUCAAAGUGAUCGAUUCGUUCUAUCUAUCCGAGGAUCGAGAAAAAAUACGCGUUACUCGCGAGGAGAAGACUAAUACUGUUGUUGAGAUAAUGCGCAAAAUAAGGCUUGGGGAUCUUAAUAUUUUUAGUCCCAAGAGGGCGGUGGAUUGGAGGAUUAGCGUGUCGCUUGAAGUGCCGGUUCCUCAUCCUGUUGGAUCUCCAACCCAUAUACGACGGAAGGAUAGGAUAUGCUACUCGCAUGAAGAGUUCAGCAUCGACCUGACCCAAGUUCAUUCCAGUAAUAACACGACGCCCAACGCACCGCCUCAAAUCUUUCACGAGUUGGAGGUGGAGAUCAUUCGUUCAGGACUGCUGCUUUCGACUGCUUCCAAACGUGGGGAUCCGAAUGUGCCAGAACUUGAACGCAACGCGUUUGAUGAGCUUAUUCGAUCGUUUGUCAAUAACGCUAGAAUAUUGGUGAAGAACGCGAACGACAGCUGGCAUGCGUAA
This is a messenger RNA of Suillus bovinus, 843 nucleotides long. RefSeq names its product CYTH-like domain-containing protein. Gene Ontology annotation, biological process: polynucleotide 5' dephosphorylation; 7-methylguanosine mRNA capping. Gene Ontology annotation, molecular function: polynucleotide 5'-phosphatase activity. The record is from RefSeq and is a predicted model, not a curated record. Gene Ontology annotation, cellular component: mRNA capping enzyme complex. The transcript is spliced from 5 exons. NCBI's taxonomy places the organism in Eukaryota, Fungi, Basidiomycota, Agaricomycetes, Boletales, Suillaceae. The coding region runs from base 1 to 843 and encodes 280 amino acids.